This is a messenger RNA of Symbiodinium sp. CCMP2592, 2244 nucleotides long. NCBI's taxonomy places the organism in Eukaryota, Dinophyceae, Suessiales, Symbiodiniaceae. The record is from the annotation of a GenBank genome assembly.
AUGAGCUCGACGGUCAACGGUGAGCCUGCACGGCAGACGAGCCAGCCGAUUCGCACAGAUGCCACCUUUGACACGAAGGCCAAGGAAGACAAAUGGCGGAACCUUCUGGUGCUGAUCCUCCGCGACAAGGUGUACAGGUCACUGACGUUUUGGAGGCCGCGCUUUGAGUUCAAGACAGCCGGAGACCUGGCGCAGACGCUCUACGACAGAAGCAAGGGCGGGAAGGAUGUUCUCUUGGACAUGAAGUGGCUCGUGCAGAACGACCAGGAAGCCGCUCAGACAGAGGAGUUUGCGAAGGGAAAGCCGUCGGCAUCAGAUGAGAGCUUGACCUCCGGCGACGGCAAGAAAUCCGAACGCAAAGCCUGGAUCGAAGUCUUCGACUCAGACCUCGCCUGCAUCAUCGACCUGCUGAUGCUGCUGAACGUGAGCCUGACUAUGGUGGUCGCACCCCUGACUUUCCUUUGGGACGGCCGCUGGGAAGAUCCCUCCUCGGUCCCAGGAGGUUCUGACACUUUGACGCUGGAUGUUUGUAUGGAUGUUUUCUAUGCCAUCUAUCUCCUUCUGAUGCUGGAGAUGUCUUAUCUCCAUCCGGAAAGACGAACGGAGAUUGUGACGAGCAGAAAGAUCCGGCGAUGGCGGAUGAAAUCCUUUCUGUACUGGUUAAAAUGGCUCAGUGUCACCGUGCACAUAUGGGCCGCAUCCUUCGGCUGGCCGUUGUUUAUCAACCUCUUAAAGGUAGUUCGCGGAGGCGUUUUCGUGGAAUUGCCAGACUCACUCUGGCGACUUCGGGACUCCAGCGAGGUUCGGCUCACGAAGCCGAUCCUCCUGCUGAUUGGUGUGUCGCACUGGGUUGCCUGCCUGCUUUUCUGUUUCGGUGGCUUCUUGGAGAACCUUCAACAAUUCGGACCGGAAGCAUCCGAGACAACGUUCCGAGGAGAGGUCAUCGAUGGCAAAAUCUCUUCAUAUGUCGUCGCUUACGUAGAGGCGAUCUACAUGCUCACGGGAGCUCUGGAUGGGCCCACCGGAGAUGGGGCGCGAGAAGGGCACUUCGGAGCGCUGAUUAUUGUUGUCAUCUUUGCCCCAAUUGGCCAGCUAGUUGUUUCGCUGUUCAUCGCAGCCAUCGUGCAGGAGCAAGAUCUGAAGCAUGCGCUGGACAAGCGCCACAAUGAGAACAAGGCUUUCAUGCAGCGUGCCGUCCAGACCCUGGGCAUUCCCAAGGAAUUGCAGAGAAGGGUCUUCAGCAUGCAUUAUUUCCAGAAGAUGAGCCACGACAUUGAGGCGUUUCAGAUUUUGUUCGAUGGCAAGAACUUGAGCGGGGCCCUCUCGUCAGCUUUGAAGAUCUACCUCUACAAAGAGAGCGUCCUCAACUGCGCUCACCUUCAGGGUAAAGACCCAAACUACAUCAUCGAGAUCGUGAAGAUUCUGCAGGACGUGGUGUGCCUCCCGGGCGAGUACAUUGCGCGAAGGGGCGAAAUAGCUCAUCAGAUGUUCUUCAUCGCCCGUGGACUCCUCUCCGUGCUCGUCCCUGGACUGGACAAGCCCAACGACGUCGCUGCUGCGAGAGCGGUCAACCAGCUCAAGUUGUCUGACUUCUUCGGAGAAAUCGCUCUCAUCAAAGACUGUGUGCGGACCGCGUGGAUUCGGGCAGAUACAUAUGCUCUGCUCUCCUCGCUUUCCCGCUUCGACAUCGAGCCGAUUUGGAAAUACUUCCCGGAAUACAGGGAGGAGCUUGAACAACAGGUCAAGGCAACCGCAGAGAAGGACAGGAGUCGGAAGGCCCGCGGUCGAUGGCAGAACGUCGGCCAUGGAGAGAAGCGCAAGAAGCUGAUGGAGCUUCAAGCCAAGGACCAGAUAGAAAAAACAUCAUCCGCUUCCAGGAAGACCGCCAGGGGCAGUAUCUUGGCCGCGUCGAUGCAAGACGAGCCGCACGACGAGGCCAGCAUCCUCGAGUCCGGGGACUCGGCGGCGCUGAAUGCACCUGAAAGCACAGAUGAAACCACGAAGCUGCUGUCGGAAGUGCUGCAGCGCCAGAACUCACUGGAGGAGAAGUUCGAGGCACACGGGGAGAAGCUGGCUCAGAUUCUGGAAGCUCUCCAAGGUGGGCAAGGCGACUUGCCGCCGUUGCCACCACCGUCAGCUCCGCCUUUAGCACCGCCGCCAAAGAAGGUUGUUGUGAAGAGAGUGAAGAAGAAGGCUGCUGCCGGUGGGCCUGGGACCCCAGAGGAGGCGGGGGCGGGGCACUAA